UGUUCCCAACGCUGUUCGACGCGACUGCUUCUUUGACCUGGACGGUUCUCUCUUUUACCACACGCUCUUUGUGGGGAAUUUUCUGUGUUGUUUCUUGUUAUCUCAUUAUUUGUUACCUGAUCACUCUUUCGGAUUGUCUUUGCAGCUGCAGAGAGGUCACAGAAGACAUGCGCUGAUCUUCCAGAUCCCUCGCUCAACCGUCGUUACACAUAUUAAUUCGAGCGCACACGCACACGCCCGAUCCCCUUAUCGACGUCUUGCCCGCUCGCUCUUGUACAUACACUCAUCAUGACUUGGACACCGGCGAAUACCAUGCUCCCGCGGGACGAGAGCGUAAAGAAGAAGUUCGAGCAGUUGCUGUCGGACAACCCACUAGGCGCAACGGUCUCGCAAGACUCAGUCAUAAUCGCUAUAGGAACAUCGCUCGCUAUCACUUCCGCUAUAUUUGUCGGGUUUUUACUCUUGCGACCAUUUAAUACCAUCGUUUACGCUCCCCGUCUCCGCCACACCGACGAGAAGCAUCGACCGCCACCGAUAGGCAGAGGCCUCUUCGCGUGGUACAAACCGGUUUUCAAAACAAAUGAAGAUGAAUAUGUGGAGAAGAUUGGCCUCGACGCAACAAUAUUUCUGCGCUUCGCCCGAAUGUGCAGGAACAUGUUCGUCAUCCUAGCAAUCGUGGGUUGCGCCAUCAUCGUGCCCGUAAAUGUCACACGAUCGGUGGAAUUCCAGAAGAAGUUCAACAAGGCAAACGCAAAGACGGCCAUCAUCCUGAUGACGCCUAGAGACCUCAUGGGCAACAUCUUCUGGGCUUUUGUCGUGCUAGCCUACGUUGUCGACAUCGUUGUGUGCGGCUUUCUGUGGUGGACCUACCGUGCUGUCCAUCGAUUGCGACGCAAGUAUCUAGAGAGUCCAGAGUACCAGAACAGCCUCCACUCGCGGACCCUAAUGAUCACCGACAUCGACCGGAACCUUCGAAGUGAUCAGGGUAUCCUUGAAGUGACGGACAGCCUGCGGACUACGCCCGAGGUGCCCAGAGCCUCAAUUGGCCGGAACGUGAAGGAUAUCCCAGAUCUCAUUGAGGCGCAUGAAGAGGCAGUCAUGGAAUUGGAGACGGUGCUAGCGAAGUACCUGAAGAAUCCAAAUCGUCUUCCUGCAGAUCGUCCACUAUGCACACCAUCAAAGAAAGAUCUCGAACAUACGGACAAAAAACAGAAGGUGGAUGCGAUCGACUACCUCACAGCCCGGAUCCAGCUCUUAGAAGCUCAGAUCAAAGAAGUCCGUGAAACCGUCGACAAGAGAGAUGCAAUGCCUUAUGGCUUUGCAAGUUACGAGUCUAUUGAGUCUGCACACAGUGUGGCAUUUGCAGCCCGCAGCAAGCACCCCAAGGGAACUACUGUACGGCUUGGCCCCAAACCGAAAGACAUCAUUUGGAAGAAUCUGCCUUUGGAUCCGAAAACUAGGCGCUGGAGACGGAUCGUUAACAACUUCUGGAUCUCCCUUCUGACGGCCCUCUAUUUCAUCCCCAACGCCUUGAUCGCCGUGUUCCUAUCCAAGUUUACUAAUCUCGCCUACGUCUGGAAAGAUUUCUCGACCGAGUUCAACGCGCAUCCGCGAUUUUGGGCAGUCGUGCAAGGUCUUUUGGCUCCCGCGCUGACGUCGUUGUUCUACUACUUUUUACCAAUUAUAUUCCGUCGGUUGUCCAUGAAGGCAGGGGACCUUACUAAAACUUCACGAGAACGACACGUCACCGCCCAGCUGUACGCCUUCUUUGUUUUCAACAACCUUUUCGUGUUCUCGCUCUUCAGUGCCGUGUAUGGCAUGGUCGUGUUAAUCGUCAAAUUGGCGAAAGACCAAAAGAUGCCUUACAAAGCCAUCAUCAAGGAGCUUGACUUCUUUGUCACGAUUAUGAGAACACUAUGCGAAGUCUCGCCCUUUUGGGUAACUUGGCUUGUUCAGCGUAAUCUGGGUGCGGCUGUUGAUCUUUCCCAAGCUGUCAAUCUUGCUUGGGGCAGCUUCUCGCGCAAGUUUUUGAAUCCGACACCGCGAGAGCUUAUCAUGCGUACAGCGCCGCCUCCGUUUGAUUAUGCCAGUUACUACAACUAUUUCCUUUUCUAUUCGACAGUGGCCCUGUGCUUUGCUCCAUUGCAACCGAUUACUUUGAUCGUUGUUGCUUUCUACUUCUCUUUGGACUCCUGGAUGAAAAAGUAUCUCCUAAUGUACGUCUUCUGCACCAAGAACGAGUCAGGGGGUGCUUUUUGGCGCGUUCUCUUCAACCGCAUGUUGAUCGGGACUUUCUUGUCUAAUUGCAUCGUUGCACUGUUGGUGGUUGCUCGCGGGUUUGAUGCGAAGUGGAUGAUGCUUGGCGCCAUGGCCCCCCUUCCUCUGGGGUUGCUCGCGUUCAAGUUCUACUGCAAGAACACGUACGACAACUCACUGAAGUACUAUACCAAGGGCGAAACGUCUAAGGGAGGAGAGGCUCCUACGCCGAUUGAUAAGGAAUCGCGAAGGCGGGAUCGAGUUGCCGUUCGCUUCGGCCAUCCUGCACUUUACCAGAAGCUGACCGUGCCAAUGGUACACGAAAAGAGCAAGCACCUCCUCGGCGAAGUCUACCGCGGACGACUAGACGGAGAUCUAGGCGAUACAGCAGCUUUCAGCGACGUCUACACCAUGAAGCGAAUGAGCAAGGAGCAUCCUGGCAAGGCCGCAGCAGGACCCGCGCCCUUCGAAUUCGUAUCAGAAAAUAAAAUGGACUUUGAGAACUUCAAAGACCGACCCGAAUUCAGCGACGAGCACGGCGGCGAAGGUUCUGUAUACGGCGCCAGUAUCAGCCGCCCCGAUACACCCGGCUCCACGUUCAGCGACAGUCAACGCGGACGAUCAUCAUCACGAGACUCGGAGAGGACAGUGGGCAAUGAUGAGCUUGGUGUCACAUACCCGGCAGGUUAUCAUCAAACGCCGAGUGCCUUGAGAGAGUACAGCCCGAGCCCAGACCCUGCAUUGAGGAGAGUAGAUAGCAGUUCUAGCAUUCCGUAUCAGAUCCACGACGAUAGGAAUCUGCUGGCUGAUGCGGCGCCAAUGGGGAAUCAAGGGACGGUGUACACGCCGUACAGCCCAGAGAGGGAUGGACAGAAGGAUUAUUUCCGCCGAUGAGGAAUGUGAGUAAUUAAGAUAAAUGUACACUGAGACGAAUCUCCUUAACUUUGUUAUCAUAUGUCUGGCAUGGCAUUGGAGGGAUAUAUGCAUCUAGAUGGCGCUCAGAUUUGGGUAUUCAAUCGAUGAAAGGGGAUGAGAUGGAGGAAGUUCUAAACACCAUGUCUGCGACAUGAACGCAUUUGAAGGUUGAGAAAUCACAUAUCUUACCUGUGUAGUCAGUCUCCCUACAACUAGAUUGAGUUGAAGUGUCUAUGUGAACUAAACGUAUUAUAGUCCUAAUCACCAGC
Cucurbitaria berberidis CBS 394.84 is the source of this 3440-nucleotide messenger RNA. RefSeq names its product DUF221-domain-containing protein. Bases 289 to 3150 code for a protein of 953 amino acids. Gene Ontology annotation, cellular component: plasma membrane. Gene Ontology annotation, molecular function: calcium-activated cation channel activity. The transcript is spliced from 3 exons. NCBI's taxonomy places the organism in Eukaryota, Fungi, Ascomycota, Dothideomycetes, Pleosporales, Cucurbitariaceae. The record is from RefSeq and is a predicted model, not a curated record.